ACCAAAGUAUAAUAAGAAGAGAGAGAGAGAGAGAGAGAGAGAGGGCAUUCUUCGCUUCAGCCUUGUCGUCACAAACUUCCCAACACAAGAAUGGCAGCGCGAUUCUUGUUUCGCGCUACCAAGAAGCUAGCUUUGGCUGCUCCAAUUGUGGGCGGCGGCGUGGCUGCGGCGGCGAUUUCCACCUCCGACGACCCCGCCACCGCCCUCAAGCUCUGCGCCACCGUCCCCCUCCGCGUCACCCGCCUCUCCCUCACCGCCGCCACCAUUGCUUUCGAUUAUGAAUAUUCACUGUGGGGUCUGCCAGAAGAUAGCAUUGAGAGAUCAAAAGUUAAACAUGAAGUCCACAACAGGAGUGCCCGUAAACUUGAAGAACUAUGCUUUAAAAAUGGGGGCAUAUAUAUUAAGCUUGGUCAGCAUAUUGGUCAGCUGGAAUACUUAGUACCUCAAGAGUAUGUCCUGAGAAUGAGGGAGUCUUUGUUGAAUAGAUGUCCAGUUUCUUCGUAUGAUCAAGUGUGUGAAGUGGUUAAGACAGAACUUGGUGGAAUGCCAGAUGAAAUUUUUUCCGAGUUUGAUCCUGUCCCAAUUGCAAGUGCUUCCCUUGCACAAGUUCACGUUGGUCGCACCCACGAUGGGCAAAAAGUUGCUGUGAAGGUUCAACACGCUCACAUGACGGAUACUGCGUCCGCAGAUUAUGCCACCGUGGAGUUAAUUGUUAACACCUUGCAUCGAUUUUUUCCUACUUUUGAUUACAGGUGGUUGGUCGAUGAAGUACACGAAAGUUUACCUCAGGAACUAGAUUUUUUGAUUGAGGCCAAGAACAGCGUAAAAUGUAUGGAUAACUUUCGGAAGUUAUCUCCUCAUAUUGCAGACUAUGUCUACGCCCCAAGGGUCUAUUGGAACUUUAGCACCUCAAAAUUGUUGACCAUGGAAUUUAUGGAUUGUGCUCAAGUAAAUGAUGUGAAGGAAAUUCGAAGACUUGGAAUUCAGCCGCACGAUGUAACAAAACUUGUUAGUCAAGUUUUUGCUGAAAUGAUGUUCAAACAUGGGUUUGUUCAUUGUGAUCCACAUGCUGCCAACUUGCUGGUUCGUCCACUGCCUCAAGGCAAGAGGAGCAUUCUUGGCAAGAGAAAACCGCAGUUGGUACUUCUAGACCAUGGAUUGUACAAGGAACUUGACUUCCCUACCAGAACCAACUAUGCUGCGCUCUGGAAGGCAUUGAUAUUUUCUGAUGCCUGUGGCAUAAAGGAAAACUGUGUGAAAUUGGGUGCUGGCGAGGAUCUAUAUGCAUUGUUUGCAGGUGUUCUUACAAUGAGACCUUGGAAUAGGGUCAUUGAUCCUGCUGUUGAUCAUCUGGCUCUACAAGGCGAUGACAAUGAUCGUUCAGAACUCCAGAUGUAUGCUUCUCAAUAUUUCCUUCAAAUCUCAGAGCUCCUAAGGAGACUUCCUCGUGUAAUUAUCCUAAUGUUGAAGACAAAUGACUGCUUACGUGCAGUUAAUAAUUCACUGCUGAAGGGAUCUUCUCUCGAGACGUUUUUGAUCAUUGGAAGAGUUUCUUCUGAGGCAGUCAUCGAGACAAAGUUGUUACAAAACAAGUCUUCCUUAUGGCGGAUAAAACUUUGGUUGGAGGAAUGGUUGUUAGAAGUGCGAUUGUUUGGAAUGCAAGUGGCCUUGUGGCUUUUACAACUCAGAAAAGCGUUGACCUUGUGAAGUAGUUAUCACAUAAGAGAUAUACUCAUUUUUUUCAGGCAAUACACUUAACAUAUUCAGGUAUAGUGUUGCAUUCUUUGUCUCAACUGCUCAGCUCUUCCCAUCCGGACACGAAUUUGAGCUUAUUAGAUUGAGAAACUGUUAUUUUUUCCCCACCAAAUAAUAGGGUAUAAUUUUUCCCCCUUUACUGAGCAAAUAUAUUCUUUACAUUGGAUACAUUAAAACAUCGUUAUGUUCACUGGCGAGUGAUAUUAUUUGGAAACCCCAUCAUUGGGUGGAGUAUACAUGUUACGGAAAAAAUUAUUUAUGGGGAUGUUGAAUGUAAUAAUAAAAAAUUAUUGAAGUUCUUUGUAUUGUUUUAUGAGCAAUGCUAGAUGUUUUUUCA
Messenger RNA from Camellia sinensis, 2092 nucleotides. Lineage: Eukaryota; Viridiplantae; Streptophyta; Magnoliopsida; Ericales; Theaceae. The record is from RefSeq and is a predicted model, not a curated record.